AUGGAGAUGGCUUCACCUACGACCAAGUCUCGCCCCGUCGAAUCGCAGCUACGAGGGAUUAGAAAGAAGCGGAUGGCUUGUGAUGUCUGCCACGGCUCAAAGGUUCGCUGCAGUGGUGGCACGCCCUGCAACACCUGCAGCAGGCUCGGCACCGAUUGCGUCUACAGUUUUUCCAGCGUACUCGGAAGGCCGAAGAAUCGCAGGACAAAGAAGAUGGGAGUGGCACGUGAAGAAAAGGCGGCGGCAAAGCCAACAACGACGGAUCAAGCCAAAGAUGCCACCAAGGAUUCCAACGACCAAGAGCAUGCACAUAUCCCGGACAUGGACAUUUCCGGCUUUUACCCUGCCGAACACAAUUACUACAACGACAUUCCGCUCUGGGAGUCGUACUCUUGUCUGGAUUCUGACCCGACACACCUUCUUUGCGGCAACGUCGAACAUGUCAACAUCAGGCCGGAAGACGCUGUGACGAGUAUUUCCCCAGAGGUUCCUCCAGCGAGUCUCCCCGACUCGAAUGAUGCGGAGUAUAUCGCAAGUCUACAAACGCUUUCCAGGAGCCUUUCUCCCGAAAGGAACGCCAACAUACCGCAGCUCUUGUGCGAUUGCUUGAAGCGUUGCGCAGUGGUGCUGUCUGGGUUGAAGGCGCUGGAGAUGGAUGUACAGUUCCAGAUCGAUGCGGCGCUGUUACACAUCCGCAAAGCCACAGCCACCUGGAAGCAUGUGUUGCAGUGUAAUUGCUGCGAGAGGGGAAACCCUGAGGAAGCCGUUUACAUGGCCAUCAGCGGUGUGCGAGCAGCGUUACACUACCUCGUGGCUGUCUUCGGCAACGAGAUUGAGAAAGCCACUGAUACAUCAUCUGGCACCCUUUAUUCCGAUCCGUCCCAGAGUCUGCCCACUCCACAGGAAAUGCCACCUCAAGAGGACUAUCUUGCGUCCUCUAAGCACGUGAGCAGUGCAAUCGGAAGGUCGAACUUGGGAGGCUACGACAUGGAUGGAGAAGAGCAGGAACUCGUCGUAAAAUUCAUUGCGCUACGAUUGACAACGAACUCCAUUGUUCUGGCCUGA
Molecule: messenger RNA, 1065 nt
Organism: Lasiodiplodia theobromae
Lineage: Eukaryota; Fungi; Ascomycota; Dothideomycetes; Botryosphaeriales; Botryosphaeriaceae
Product: C6 transcription factor 2
Exons: 3
Coding region: 1-1065 (354 amino acids)
Biological process (GO): positive regulation of transcription by RNA polymerase II
Cellular component (GO): nucleus
Molecular function (GO): DNA-binding transcription factor activity, RNA polymerase II-specific; sequence-specific DNA binding; zinc ion binding
Source: RefSeq, a predicted model, not a curated record